GCUGGUUUGGUUUCCUACCCAUUAUUAUAUUGUUGCUCCUCACUCCGAUCCUUUGAUUACACAUACACACACACAAUAAUGGCUUCCCAAACCCAAUCAUCAUUACUUGGUAUCCUUGCAGCAGCGCAAGCUCUCCUACUACUUAUCCUUUGAUUACACAUACACACACACAAUAAUGGCUUCCCAAACCCAAUCAUCAUUACUUGGUAUCCUUGCAGCAGCUCAAGCUCUCCUACUACUACUACUACUUAUCCUUUGUUCGCAAUCCACCCGGGGGCAACCGCUUGCGGAGUAUAACAUCGGCAACUCCUCCUCCUCUAUUUCCUGGACCAACAGUAAUAGUAACUACUCCUAUGUCGCAAAUCAUUCGGAUGGAGUUGGAUUAUCCAGGCUUAUCCUGUUCAGACAAAUCACUUCUUCUACCAGCCUCACAUGUGGCCUAAUCUGUGAUGACGUGGGCACUUCAUGCCUCUUCGGUGUCUUUUUUUACAACUCGACUGAACAGUACCAGUAUCCAAUUUGGUCUGCUAUCCAGAAGCGAAUUGUGACAGUAAAUGCAAGCGUGGAACUGAGGCGAGAUGGAGGGUUGUUUCUCAUGGACUCUGAUGGAUCCCUAGUUUGGUCCACGCACACCAAUACCAAUGGGAGUCGUGUCGUCUCCGGUUUGAAUUUGACGGAGGAAGGAAAUCUUGUCAUUUUUGGACAAAAUAAUGAAACCAUUUGGCAGUCUUUUGAUUAUCCAGUGGACGUUAUACCACCUCAGCGAGCUGGGCAAGUAAAAAAUCGCAGGGCAAUGGAGCUUAUCUACGGCAGCAUAUCAACUUCAAACUAUGGACAAGAUGGGGUUCCAUUAUCUGUAGUUCUCCUGUUCCGUCAUGGCAGCAUUCAUUAUGAUGGUGCGACAAUGUAUGCGUGUGGCUUAAUCUGUGAUGACUUAGGCACUACCUGCCUCUUCGGUGUCCUCUUAUUCCAUCAAACGUAUAUACCCGAUGAAUUAAACUUGGAUUACCAGAGUCUAGUUUGGUCUGCUAACCGGAACCAUCCUGUUACAGUUAAUGCAACCGUGGAACUCAGGCCAGAUGGAGGCUUGGUUUUGAUGGACUCUAAUGGAACAGUGGUUUGGUCCACACACACACACACUAAUGGGAUUGGGAGUCCUGAGGCCUUGGGUUUGAAUUUGACGGAGAAUGGAAACCUUGUCAUUUUUGGCAAAAGUAAUGAAACCAUUUGGCAGUCUUUUGAUCAUCCUACAGACACCCUACUACCUGGGCAAGUACGCAGGGGACAGACGCUCAAAGCCAGCUUAUCUACAUCAAACUUUGAAGAAGGUUUGUAUUCGCUCAACAUUGGUGAUGACUAUUUGACUCGUGCUUAUUUACGCUCCUCUAAUGCCUACUGGUAUGGGUAUGGUAUAAGAGUAAAUCUUUCAGAAUAUUAUUUGCAAACCAAUACAUCCCUCAAGUUUGAGCCUGAUGGGCAUUUGAGAGCGUAUACUCAUUCGUGGAAUGAUGCUACUGAAUCGUGGAAUAAUGCUGAUGAUGUUUUUGCACCUUCAAUUGGUUUUUGUGGAUACCCAUUGGCUUGCGGAAGAUACAGUGUUUGUGAGGGUGAUCAAUACUGUAAUUGUCCUCCUGAACACAACUUUUUCACGCAAAUAAACACUGGUCAUCCAAACCAAGGAUGUUCUUUAAGUACUCCCAUUUCGUGUGAACAUUCCCAACUUCAUAUUCUUCUGGAGAUGAAGGAUACUACUUAUAUUGGUGACUAUUUGUUGAGUGACGAGUUAGGUGACUACACGGAUUUAGAAAGUUGUAAACAGGCAUGCUUAAGGAACUGCUCCUGCAAAGCAGCUCAUUUUAAUGGUUAUUCAAAAGGAUACUGUUUAUUGCUGAAUGAAGUUUUCUCCCUUGUGACCAUGAACGGAAGCGCCAUGGCUGUUUAUCUAAAGGUGCAAAAUUCGUCUACAACCGUCACAACCCUACAGAGUCGUAAUCCAUGGAUUCUGCAGAGGCAUGCCAAAAAGAUUUUGGGGACUAUUGGUGCUUCCAUCGCUGUUGUAUUAACAAUAAUCAUCGCCAUUUAUUUAUCCUUGGCUAGAAAGAAAAAAGUUCAGCUCGAAGAAGAUGAUGAGGAGGCGUUUUUGGAUGGUGUGCCGGGUUUGCCCAUGCGAUUUUCUUAUCAAGACUUGAGUGCUAUGACCCAAAAUUUCUCUAGGAAACUAGGGGAAGGAGGAUUUGGUUCUGUCUUUGAAGGUGCACUGCGCCAAGACACUAAAAUUGCAGUUAAGUGCCUCAAGGAAGUUGAUCAAAUAAAGAGUUCAUUUCUGGCGGAAGUUGCAUCAAUAGGAAGCAUGGAUCACGCCAAUCUAGUGAAACUAAUAGGGUUUUGUGCUGCAAAAUCACAGAGACUUCUGGUGUAUGAACACAUGGCCAAUGGCUCUUUGGAUAAAUGGAUUUUUAAUUGGAAGCAGCAGCUGGAACAUGGUCUCACUUGGCAAACCAAAAAGAAAAUCAUGUUAGACAUUGCCAAAGGGUUAGCAUAUCUUCACGAAGAUUGCAACCAUAAGAUCAUUCACUUGGACAUCAAACCUCAGAACAUCCUCUUGGACCAAAAUUUCAACGCAAAAGUUGCAGACUUUGGUUUGUCAAAGCUGGUAGCAAAAGACCAGAGCAAAGUGGUCACAACAAUGAGAGGAACUCCAGGCUACAUAGCCCCAGAAUGCUCGAGCUUGAUUAUAACGGAGAAAGUAGAUGUGUACAGCUUUGGGAUCGUGAUGUUAGAAAUUGUUUGCGGGCGGAAGAAUGUGGACUGGGAUCAGGCUGAGGAAGAAGAAGUGCAUUUGCUGAGUGUGUUCAAGAGAAAAAUAGAAGAAGAUCAACUGGGAGACAUGUUGGAUAUGUACAACAGAGAUUUGGAAGUGCCGAAAGAAGAAGCAAUAGAGAUGAUGAGGGUUGCUGCUUGGUGUUUACAGAAUGAUUUUAGCAAGAGGCCAUCCAUGUCAGUGGUGGUGAAGGCAUUACAAGGUUUGGCAACGGUUGAUAAUAACUUAAACUUGGAUUACAACUUCAGUAAUGAGGAGGGGGAAGCAGCUCUUGAUGCUACCAGCAAUACAGUAUUAAUUCCAUCAAUUUUAUCUGGGCCAAGGUGAACUGCCUGCUUAAUCCAUUAUUCUGUCACAACAUAAUAAAGCAAAUUAUUAGAUAGUGGCCUGGGUAUCAAUUUCCUGUUAAUCUUUUUAAUUUGCUACAAUUUACACCUUUAGCUUUGUAUAAUUCUAUUUGUGUAUGAUGUACCUAAUUCCGACUGA
Messenger RNA from Ipomoea nil (Japanese morning glory), 3307 nucleotides. Its product is annotated as G-type lectin S-receptor-like serine/threonine-protein kinase SD2-5. NCBI's taxonomy places the organism in Eukaryota, Viridiplantae, Streptophyta, Magnoliopsida, Solanales, Convolvulaceae. The transcript has 2 exons. Gene Ontology annotation, biological process: protein phosphorylation. The record is from RefSeq and is a predicted model, not a curated record. Gene Ontology annotation, molecular function: protein serine/threonine kinase activity; ATP binding. The coding region runs from base 176 to 3148 and encodes 990 amino acids.